Messenger RNA from Dreissena polymorpha, 2217 nucleotides. RefSeq lists its product as uncharacterized. Lineage: Eukaryota; Metazoa; Mollusca; Bivalvia; Myida; Dreissenidae. The transcript has 3 exons. The record is from RefSeq and is a predicted model, not a curated record. Bases 182 to 1078 code for a protein of 298 amino acids.
UUUUUAUUUGAAGAAAAGUGUCGACAUUUGUUUAUAUAAAAUACUUGUGUUUAUAAUGUAUUUUAAAGAAGUGCUGACUAAUUGUUUAACAUUUUUUACGAUGAAAGUAAGGUUAAUGCCAAUUUUAGCGAAGGAAACGUCUUCUGUUCGUUGAGAUAAGUGUUUGUGUGCAGUUGUAAUCAUGCAGCCAGAGCUAAUCCAGGUAAACUGGAGUAGCGAUGAAGAACUGGUACAAGUAAGGUGGUCAGACUCCGAUUCUGGGGACCCAGUGAAUUGUUCUAUGACCACAUUACAAGACAUUACAGGAUCUGCUGACUGUGCUGUGACAGAUAGCAAACAAGUACAGCGUGAUGAGGAAUAUUUAGACAUUUGGGAUAGUGAUGAAAGCUUAAUGUUUUUGUCUUCUACAAAUUCUGAACAUGACAUCGAACAGGUUUUAGCUAAGCCGAAAAAGAAAACAGAAAACAAGUACAUUCAAAGUGAGGUAAAGUCAGAAGGAAGAAUGAAAUUAAAAGCAUUGAAGUUUCUUAGCAUUAAGACAGCACUUAACACACCCUGCUAUUGUGGAAAACGGUGUGUUAUGCAGUUGAAUAUUAAUUCUGUCCGUGAUAUUCGUGAAAAAUUCUGGCAUAAUCCAAAAUUGACAAGAGUAACACAGCUGAAAGCAUCAUAUGAAAAAUCUGAAAAAGUCGGAAAAUACAGAUACUUUUCAGUAGAGUCUAAAAAACAAGAAAUACAAUUAUGUACAAAAGCAUUUUUGGCUGCAUUGAGAGUUAACAAGAAUACAUUAACUACAGUUGCUGAUAUGUGCAUGAAUAACAAGGAAGCUCCAACUGGGAAAUCUCCACGUAACUGGGACAAGAGAACUCUACUUUUGAUUGCUUGGCUGGAGGAUUACUUCAGAUUUCAUGGCGAAAGAAUGCCUCACCGAAACGAGAUUGUGAUGCCAUAUGGAACAGUGAAAAGUCAUAUUUAUGAACAAUACAAAAUUGAUGUGGAAAUUCCAGUGAGCAAAAGCCAGUUCUACAAGAAAUGGAUUGACAACUUCCAGUUUGUUAAAACGAAAAAGGUAAAAUAAUGUGUUUUUUGUGGGUUACAAACAAUUUUAUGCUGAUAUGACGUUUUUAAACUACAAAGUCAUGUACCUGCGAUUGUUGUAAUACAUGUAAUUUGGCAGAAAGUUAGAAUCUAUAGCUAUAUGUGUUUUUAUAACAGCUGUCACAUAAUGAAUCUUGUGUUGAGUACAUGUGUAUAUCCUUUGAAUGUCUGCAGCAUUUGUUACAAGGUCUAACACCAAUAUACAUGUAACCUUUUUUUUGUCAGUUACUAGAUAUAAUAAUAUACAGUUGAAUCAGAUUAUCUCGAGGUCAACGACAAAGGUCAAAUAUAUGGGGGACACAGUGUUUUACAAACACAUCUGGUCAAAAUGGUUCCGGUUGGUUGAAAAACAUGGCCGCCAGGGGGUGUGGCAGUUUUCCUUAUAUGGCUAUUGUAAAACCUUGUUAACACUCUAGAAGUCACAUUUUUAGUCCAAUCUUCAUGAAACUUUGUCAGAACAUGUGUCCCAAUAAUACCUUUGACGAGUGCGAAAAUGGUUCCGGUUGGUUGAAAAACAUGGCCGCCAGGGGUCAUGGCAGUUUUCCUUAUAUGGCUAUAGUAAAACCUGUUAACACUCUAGAAGUCACAUUUUUAGUCCAAUCUUCAUGAAACUUGGUCAAAACAUGUGUCCCAAUAAUAUCUUGGACGAGUUUGAAAAUGGUUCCAGUUGAAUGAAAAACAUGGCCGCCAUGGGGCGGGGCAGUUGUCCUUAUAUGGCUUUACUGUAUGGUAAAGCCUUGUUAACACUCUAGAAGUCACAUUUGUGGUCCAAUGCUCAUGAAACUUGGUCAGAAUAAUUGAACUAAUAAUAUCUGGGCUAAGUUCAAAAAUGGUUGAGAUCCGUUAAAAAACAUGGCCGCAAGGGGGAGUGGCAUUUUUCCUUAAAUGGCUACAUGUGUAUUAACAUGUACAACAAAACCUUGUUAACACUCUAGAAGUCACAUUUAUUAUCCAAUCUUUAUGAAACUUGAUCAGAACAUUUGUUGUAACAAUAGCUCGAGUGAGUUUGAAAAUGGUUAUGGUUCGUUGAAAAACAUUGCCGCCGGGGGGGGGGGGGGCAGUUGUCCUUAUAUGGCUUUAGUGAAAACUUGUUGACACUAUAUGAGCCACAUUUAUUGG